This is a messenger RNA of Astyanax mexicanus (Mexican tetra), 1371 nucleotides long. RefSeq names its product NADH:ubiquinone oxidoreductase complex assembly factor 5 (gene ndufaf5). The transcript has 11 exons. Gene Ontology annotation, molecular function: S-adenosylmethionine-dependent methyltransferase activity. Bases 118 to 1215 code for a protein of 365 amino acids. Gene Ontology annotation, cellular component: mitochondrion. Lineage: Eukaryota; Metazoa; Chordata; Actinopteri; Characiformes; Acestrorhamphidae. Gene Ontology annotation, biological process: mitochondrial respiratory chain complex I assembly. The record is from RefSeq and is a predicted model, not a curated record.
AACACGCACAUAAACCCACGUGACUGUUGAGACUGCAGACGGAAGGUCAGCGGUUUUAAAAUGCACUUGUUACUGUAGAGUUGAUUUUAUUAAGUUAUGUUUUACUAAAGGUAAUAAAUGAUGAACAGUGUGAUUAAUCUAAGAGCUCUGAGGCGGGGCUGUGUGCUCUGCCUCGGUCUGCCCCCCCGGAUCAGCUCCCAGCCGGCGCGGAGCUGCAGCUCUGCUGACCGGGCUGCACUCCCCCUGCGCCGGCUUCACCCUGCGGCUCAGCCCCGCGGUCUGUCCUCCAGAGCCGGAGGAACCAUGAACGUGUUCGACAGAAACAUGAAGAAAAGGCAGAAGAGCUGGGCCUCCGCCCUGCAGGACAACCACAAGUACGACUAUCUCAGAGAUGAGGUUGGAAUCAGAGUUGCGGACAGGGUUUACGACAUUGCGAGGACCUUCCCGUUAGCGCUGGACGUUGGCUGUGGAAAAAGCCACAUUGCCGAGCACCUGAGCAAGGAAGUUGUGGAGCGCUUUUUCCUCACAGACAUUUCGGAGGGUUUGCUGAGGCAGACGAAACCCUGUGAGAUGCCCACUCACUGCGUGCUGGCGGACGAGGAGUUCCUGCCGUUUCAGGAGAACACCUUUGAUCUGGUGGUCAGCAGCCUGAGCAUGCACUGGAUCAAUGAUCUUCCUGGAGCUUUGAGACAGAUAAACGGUGUGCUGAAGCCGGACGGGGUGUUUAUCGGGGCGAUGGUUGGUGGUGAGACGCUGUAUGAGCUGCGCUGUUCUCUGCAGUUGGCUGAGCUGGAGAGGGAGGGGGGCUUCUCCCCCCACAUCUCCCCCUAUACCGCCGUCACCGACCUGGGCAACCUGCUCAGCCAGGCCGGCUUCAACAUGCUCACCGUGGAUGUUGAUGAGAUCCAGGUUAAUUACCCAGGGAUGCUCGAAGUCAUGUCAGAUUUACAAGGUAUGGGAGAGAGUAACUGUGCGUGGAACAGGAGAUCCCUCCUGCACAGAGACACCAUGCUAGCAGCAGCUGCUAUUUAUAAAGAGAUGUACGGUAAUGAGGAUGGGUCCGUCCCGGCGACGUUUGAGAUCCUGUACAUGAUUGGAUGGAAGCCUCAUGAGUCACAGGCCAAACCGGCUAAAAGGGGCUCGGCCACGGUGUCCUUCGGAGAUCUGUCAAAGAUCAACCAAUCAGUGUCCAGCACCAAAACAGACAAACCCUGAACACACUGCACUCAUCUGUCUGAUCCGGGAACUCAGGGACUGUGUUUUAUUAGCAGUGUGGCUUUAGUGAACUGUAUAUAACUGUCUAUACUGUCUGUACAAAAUGUUACAUAACUGUAAUUUUAUAAAACUUAGAAUAAUAAUAAAAAAAAACUC